Messenger RNA from Callorhinchus milii (elephant shark), 853 nucleotides. It is a transcript of the gene brk1, whose product is annotated as BRICK1 subunit of SCAR/WAVE actin nucleating complex. The transcript is spliced from 3 exons. The record is from RefSeq and is a predicted model, not a curated record. Bases 51 to 278 code for a protein of 75 amino acids. NCBI's taxonomy places the organism in Eukaryota, Metazoa, Chordata, Chondrichthyes, Chimaeriformes, Callorhinchidae. Gene Ontology annotation, biological process: regulation of actin polymerization or depolymerization; actin filament organization; cell motility. Gene Ontology annotation, molecular function: protein-containing complex binding. Gene Ontology annotation, cellular component: SCAR complex.
CGCCGGGGCGGUUGAGGUCGGUCGGUCGGUCGGGUUGGGCGGAGGCGGCAAUGGCGGGACAGGGCGAUCCCGUGCAGAGGGAGAUCCACCAGGACUGGGCCAACAGGGAGUACAUCGAGGUCAUCACCAGCAGCAUCAAGAAGAUCGCUGAUUUCCUGAACUCUUUCGACAUGUCGUGUCGUUCGAGGCUAGCCACGCUGAAUGAGAAACUCACCUCACUAGAGCGAAGGAUUGAGUACAUUGAAGCCAGGGUAACUAAAGGCGAGACACUGACCUAAAGGAAACCCUAGUGCAGGAAACUCUUGGAGUGUGGACCCAGUGUAAUCAUGCCAGUGCUGUACGGAUACUUCAUGUGUCUAGCCAUUGAACUCUGUUUCUCUCUAUCUAACACUUGAUGCAUUCAAAGCUUUCACAAGGAGAGUCCGACUGAUUCAGCCAUGUGCCCCACACUGCACCGUCUCCCGGCCUUUGUCAAGAGAGAGACUUGGAUUGAAUGACGACCUUGUUGGAAAAAUUGUGCCAACUCUUGUGUGUGGUGUGCUGAUUUCCCCCAAUAAUUUACAAACUCUAUUCCUAACUCUUUAUGUGUCACAAAGUGCGUUCUGGCCUUCUGUUUUACAUCUAAUAAAUAUCUAAGCCUUUUUCACGUUGGUGAGCCCCAAUCUCUAGCUCUUCAGCUGAUCCUGGGAAGAAGAGCAACUUUUCCCCCCAAAUCUUUGCAUAGUAACAAAUGUAAAAAGUGAGCCUUGCAAGUAAAAUGUCGACUCUCCCAGUGUGCUGGAACAUAUUGAAAAUUAAAAAAAAUUGAAUGUUGUGUUUCUGUGUACAUUCAAAUAAAUACAACGUACCUUUU